UGGAUUUAUCCAGGAAUUUCACUAGGAAUUUUCCUAGGGAUUCUUUCAAGAAAUCCUAUCAGCAAAAGAGAUAAUUGAGUGUACCGAGUUAAAUCUGCUGUUGAGAACUCAGUAAAAAGAUGGGGAAUACCGAGCUAAUCUUAGUUUCCAUACCUACUGGAGUUUCACCAGAAGUUUCCGAUAAAUUCAACCUGCAAACAUUCUAUACUCCACCUCUGACGUCAUUUUACAUAUUGCGGCGUCAUCGCAACGCAAACAACCCAACAGGCAGUUUUCAAUCCACCUCUCUAUGCAGAGUUCGCACUGAUUGUCGACUCGCACAGGGGUAUCGUCGAACGUUCGGCUGAUUCGGUCAGUCUCCAUCCGGUAGUGCGUAAAGUGAGUUGCAUAGUGUGCCGUAGUGCGUCUCCCAUUAGGCUGUCCUUCUGAAUAAACUUUUCCAAUCUGGGCAUUCCAGUGUUCGAAGGCAAAUUAGGCUUAGCCACUCGUGCAUGAAGUGACUUAAACUUAGUGAGGGUUGUUACCCGUACCGUGAGGCAGGUUAUUUCGGUAUUUUCCGGUGGAAGUAUUCAGCUAUCGGAACUUAUAUCAAUCGGUGAAAAGCCAAAGCGAGUCAGUGCUUUGAACUUAAAAGAAGACAAAUCUGCUUACUGAAUUAUUGAGAACGGAAAUCGAGUGUAUUUAGUGCGUGAAGUGAGUUUAUUAUACUAUCAAUCCAGAAUGCAGUAGCCACAAUGAAGCGUGGCAGAACAGAAGAAAUUCAGUUCGGGCAGCCCCCUCGAACGGGUGGGACUGCCCCACACCAGCGGUUGAUAACGACCAGCCAGCCGCAUAAUCCCGGGCCGACGAUACAGUAUCAGAUAUCGCCAAAUGUGAUUAAAACAACCGCGCCCGCCGAUUUGGUGGCCAAUCUGAGUCAAUCUCAGACGCAACAGCAGCAGCAGCAAGUUCAACAACAGCAAACUGUGACCCAGCAAAGUCAGCAGCAAUCGCAGGUGUCCCAACAGGGACCACUGCCACCGUCCCAGCAACAACCCAGCGUGCAGUACACUACAU
Molecule: messenger RNA, 1056 nt
Organism: Aedes albopictus (Asian tiger mosquito)
Lineage: Eukaryota; Metazoa; Arthropoda; Insecta; Diptera; Culicidae
Product: ras-interacting protein RIP3-like
Source: RefSeq, a predicted model, not a curated record